GUUUAUUUUGCAGGGUUGGUUGGCUUGCUUCUCAUCUUGACUGCUGAGGCCAGAAUUGGGUAAGGAAGUUAUAAUACACAUCUGUUAUUACUUUCCACACAUAAUAACCACACUUUUCAGAAAUCAUACGCUGUUUGUAUAUUGAAUGUUUGAAUAUUUAUAUUGAAUAUUGAUGUUGUGCAACAUUUUUCUGCUAUUCUCCAUUAUUGAUUUAUUUUCCACUGAACCCUAUAGGAACUCCUCUGAGUCUAGCUUUUGUACCGAGUCAAGGGAAUGUCUGCUGUAUGAUCUGGUGUGCAAGAAUGACGAUUAUGAGGUGAGUUCAUUGUAAAGCACAAAUUAAUGGCACAUACUGUAAAACUGAGUCAGGGGUAUUAUUUGUGACCACAUUUUGUUUUAUUGUUUAGUUUUCUGUCAGGGUUGCAGAUAAAAUACAAUUGCAUUUUCAUCAGAAUAUAGUUUAUCAACAUGAUAAUAAUCAUUUUUAAUUUUCCAUAAAAUUGUGAAAACAUAGACGAAUGUACCUGCAUUCGUAAAACAAUCCCCACCCAGCUACCAUCCACCUGACAACUCCCCGAGCCCCAGAAACCAGGCUUCCCACCCUUUUCUACCGGGCCUAGACACCAAAGUUGCUCCCCCUGCUCCAACAUCCGCAACUCAAUACACUCUCCAACACAGGACUCUGAGUGAAGGUUUGUGUCUGUGUUACAGGUGCGCCACUAUGACUCUGUGAAAUGGGUGUCGACAGACGAGGAAUGCUACUUCAUGGACAAGGCCAUCUAAACUGCCUUCAGGAGACUCUUCAAAUACAUCACCGGAUCCAACGAGGCUGGUGUGUGUGUGUGUUCGUGUGUGUGUGUGUGUGUGUGUGUGUGUGUGCGUGAAUGCGUGGUGUGCAUGUGUUUGUGCGUAUUGAUCUAUUGUGUGUGUGGUGUAUGCACAUUUUUCCUAUAGGUGUCCAACAUUGACAUGACAGCUCCGGUGACUGUCAAAAUUGAGGAGAAGAAGAGGAUGUGGCAGUCGUCUGUCUUCACCCUCAGCUUCCUCCUGCCGUCUGACUAUCAGAUGACUCCUCCCCAACCCACUGAUAACAGGGGUAAGACCCAAUCUCAAAUAGACCCCCUAGACCCUACGCCUUAUGCAGCUUUUCUAGAGUUCCAGAUGGGCGGGGUUUGCACUUUUGGGACUAUUCCAUUGGCACCACUGAGCCAGGCAAGCUCAAUCGAGCGCAGCUUAAGUAUUUGAAAAAACACAAAAUACUAUUUGAACCCAUGUCAGGUGUGCGUUGCUUUUUAAAGACCCCUGGCUAACAAUGUGGGAUGUCAUUGUGAUUUCCCCGUGCAGGUGUACUUUACAGAGAUGCCAGACAUGAAAGUGUAUGUGAGGAGCUACGGUGGAUGGAUGAUGUCUUGACAUCCAGUGUAAACUCCAUGCUGCUGAAAAGGCAGCUAGACAAAGUCCAGGCCACCUAUAACAAAGACUACCACUACGCUGUGGGAUAUGACAUGUGAGAGCACGGAUACAAAUCCUUCAAUAUACUCAUAUCCAACAUCCAACCCAAUUCACCAAAAUACCUUUUUCAAACAUACUUUAUAUUUUGUGUGUGUGUUUGUAUGUGUGUGUGUGUGGGUGUGUGUGUGUGUGUGUGUUGUGUGUUUGUGUGUAUGUGUGGUGGUCCUACAGCCCAAUGAAGAUUCUGAACAGGCACAAUGAGGUGUGGUACAUGGUUGAGGGAGAGCCUGUCUGCCCUACCUCCUCC
Molecule: messenger RNA, 1759 nt
Organism: Coregonus sp. 'balchen'
Lineage: Eukaryota; Metazoa; Chordata; Actinopteri; Salmoniformes; Salmonidae
Source: the annotation of a GenBank genome assembly